GCACAGCGGUAGCUGAUUAAAGCGCUUCCUCUCACCUGACGCUGUUUGUUUCGAUGAGCUGCGCGGGCCGACAUGAACCUGCGUCCGUUCAUUUGUUUCAUUUUUCUGGGAUGUCUAACAAUUUCCAGAGGCCAAAUCGAAGGGUGCCCUAAAGGCCAGUGGCAGUGUGAUGAUGGAAGCUGUAUUACUGCUGCAUGGAGGUGUGAUGGAGAAGGAGACUGUCUGGAUGGAUCUGAUGAAAUGGACUGUGGGGCUUCUGCAGGUUCUGAUUGUCCUCCAGGUCAGUUUUCUUGUUUGGACUCUGUUGGCUGUGUUAAUGCAUCAGCUCGUUGUGAUGGACAAAUCCAGUGUCCCACCGGUUCUGAUGAGGAAAACUGUCCAGUGACAGAGGCCUGUCAGGAUUCUGACUGGAUGUGUAAAAACCACAUCUGUAUCCUCAAAGAGCUGCGCUGCAACAGACAAAAUGACUGCAUAGACAAUUCUGAUGAGGAGGACUGUGGCCUGUGUAGGAAAAAUGGUGUGCGGUGUCCUGAGGGAACAUGUCUGUCUGCUGAAGAGAGGUGCGAUGGUCAAAUUCAUUGUUCUGAUGGCAGCGAUGAGCCAAUAACUUGCGGCCAUAUCUGCUCAAUGAGCAAUGGCGGUUGUAGCCAUACUUGUAGUGAUGAACCUUGGGGGGUUCUAUGCACCUGUCCUGUUGGAUAUAAGCUAGCUCCUAAUGGCGCAGUCUGUGAAGAUGUGAAUGAAUGCGAGUCACCUUUUACUCCAUGUGUGCAUCACUGCACAAACACUAUUGGAUCCUACUAUUGCCACUGCAAAGAAGGGUUUAAACUUGAUGGAAGGUCCACAUGUCUGGCUUCAGGUAAUGGUACUCGAUUGUUGAUGGUACAGUGGGGCACUGUUGGACUGUUGACUGUAAAAUCUCAACAGUUUGACAGUAUCACGACUUCAGUGUUUGAUCCAGUUGCCUUAGCAUUUGACAUCGCCAGAGGGUGGUUCUACUGGGCUGAUAGCCAAGGCAACAUUUACAAAAGUAAUGGACGAUACAGCUGGACAGCCUUUGCUGGAGAACCUGGUAUUAGAAGUUUAGCCUGUGAUUGGCUAAAUGGAUACCUGUUCUGGACCAAUCAGAAAACUGAAUCUAUCUACAUGCAGGCAGCUGAUGGGAAAAGUUACACAACUCUGCUAAACAAAAACAUCAGGCCAUCAGAGUUGGUGCUUCUACCUGUGGAGAGCAUGAUGAUCUGGAUCAAUGAAGGUUCGGGUGACAGAAUGACAAUUGAAAAGUCGUGGAUGGACGGCUCAGAUAGAAGCACUUUGACUGUCAUCACCGCCCAGUCUGCCCACAGCCUCAGUGCUGAUGUAGCUGCCAGGAGGCUGUACUGGAUUAGUGACAUCAAGAAGUCUGUAGAGACUGUAAAGGUGGAUGGGACUGGCCGUUACUCUUUCACUGGACUAUUCAAUAAAAGACCAGCUCUGAGCCUCGCUGUGUUUGCAAGUAUGUUCUACUGGAUUGAUAAUAAAGGACUGUGGCAGGCUCCACAAAACAUACCAACUCAAAGGAAAUUUCUCUGGAAAGCUGAGCUGCCACUGUUGGCUGUCUUCCAUGAGCUGCAACAGCCUCAAGGUUCUUCUGCUUGUUUCAAUAGCCUUUGCAGCUUCUGCCAGUUGACUAAAAGUGACCCUGCAGGAUUCAUUUGUGCUUGCCCGCACUUCAAAGUGCUGAUGCCUGAUGAGACUUGUCAAUAUCCACGGUUUAUAUAUGCUACCAUUGCAACAAUAAAUUUGCUGGAGUUUCGAGGGAGAGAGUCAACGGAAAUCCAGCUGUUUGCUACAGACGAUGGAAUCCUGUCCUUUGAUGUAGACUGGGGCAGAGACUGGCUGUACUGGACCAACCAAACUGGCCACAUCCAACGCACUAGUCUUACCCAAGUCGAGACUGAAGUCAUCCAAACACCUUUGCCAGUUUGUCUGAUAAAUGUGGACCAGAGGACUGGAAACCUUUACUGGGUCACAUGUGAUGAAAACAACAUUGGCACUAUCACAGUGGGCAGUAACUACCCACAGCGGCUAUACCACACAACAAAGGAGAUCCGCAGCUUGUUUCUGGACUGGCUCAGGGGUGGGGUGCUCUGGCUGGAAGAGGAACAAAUUUUCAGCAUGGACAUGUUGGGAGGCAAAGCUACAGAGAUGCUGCAAAUAGCAGGAGGGGUCAGGGGCAACAUGGCCUUUGACAUCAGGGCCAGUAGCCUGCUCUGGAACUCUGAACGAGGAGGCCUCACAACAUUGAGUUUGCUGCAGGAGAAAAGUCACCAGGCAGGAAAAAGGUGGAACAUUUCAGGCUCCAUCAUAGCUGCUUUUGAGCCUUACUUGUUGUCCAUUUCUGAUGAUGUAAUGACUCUGUGGGAUCGACGCGAUGGGAGCCCCAUUCAAGAUGUAACUGUAAGAGGUCGACUGCUAUGUGUAAUUGCUGCACUUGGGGACAUUCAAACAGUUCCUAAUUCUCCAGUGUGCAGUUUACCGUCUUUGUUGUGCCGACACUCAUCGGUCUGCCUCCCACAAGCUCAGCUCUGUGAUGGGAAGAAGGACUGCCCAGAUGGAGACGAUGAAGAAUCUUGUGUUGUCUCAUGUCAGUCUGAAGAUGAUUUCAAGUGCAAGGACCACAGCAGUUGUAUCCCCAGAAGUCUUCUCUGUGACGGCCGAUCUCAUUGUCGCGAUGGCUCUGAUGAAGUUAACUGUCCAACUGUUGCAUCUCCUGUAACUCGGGAAAACGUCUUGAAAUGUCGCAGUGGCUCAAAACCAUGUGCAGAUGGAUCAGAGUGUGUUUUGUACAGUCAUGUGUGUGAUGGAGAGGAAGACUGUGAAGAUGGAUCUGAUGAGCUGGGAUGUGAUGUUGCAGAGAUCACUCCUAAUAUUCCUGUGAAAAAUGAACCUCCUGCACCUGUUGGUGCAUUUACUCAGCCUCCCACCAAACCACUGUGCACCAGCCCUUCAGUUCAAUGUCCAGGUUCCUCUUUGUGCCUCAAACCAUCACAAAUGUGUGAUGGAAAGCUAGACUGUCCUGAUGGAUCUGAUGAGAAGUGUGUGAAAAGAUGCUCUGACACUGACUUCCGCUGCAAAGACCGACGAAGCUGCAUCCCAAAGAGCCAAGUUUGUGAUGGACGCUCUCAUUGCAAUGAUGGUUCGGAUGAGGUUGGCUGUUCAAGUGCAGCUUUUCCUGAAACUCCAACAAAUGUCCUGAAAUGUCGCUUUGGGUCCAGACUGUGUCAAGAUGGGACAGAGUGUGUCCUCCUGACUCAUGUUUGUGAUGGAGAGAGAGACUGCCCAGAUGGAUCAGAUGAAGAAGGAUGUGAUGGUGCAAAGAACGUUCCCCCCAUUUCUGCAGGAAAAGACAAAAUGAAUGAAACUCCUAAGACAGUCCAACCUUUUACUCAGCCUCCCACCAAACCACCGUGCUCCAGCCCUUCAGUCCAGUGUCCAGGUUCCUCUGUGUGCAUCAAACCAUCACAGAUGUGUGAUGGAAGGAGAGACUGUCCUGAUGGAUCUGAUGAGAAGUGUGUGAAAAGAUGUCCUUCUGACACUGACCUCCGCUGCAAAGACCGUCGCAGCUGCGUCUCAAAGAGCCAGGUUUGUGACGGCCGCUCUGAUUGCUACGAUGGUUCAGAUGAGGUUGGCUGUCCAAGUGUAGCUGCACAUGUUCCUCAAAAAGACGAAAAGAAAUGUCGCUUUGGGUCCAGAUUGUGUCGAGAUGGGACAGAGUGUGUCCUCCUGACUCAUGUUUGUGAUGGAGAGAGAGACUGCCCAGAUGGAUCAGAUGAAGAAGGAUGUGAUGGUGCAAAGAACACUCCCCCCAUUUCUGCAGAAAAAGAGAACAUGAAUGAAUCUCCUAAGACAGUCCAACCAUUUACUCAGCCUCCCACCAAACCUCCGUGCACCAGCCCUUCAGUCCAGUGUCAAGGUUCCUCUUUGUGCAUCAAACCAUCACAGAUGUGUGAUGGAAGGAGAGACUGUCCUGAUGGAUCUGAUGAGAAGUGUGUGAAAAGAUGUCCCUCUGACACUGACUUUCGCUGCAAAGACCGUCGCAGCUGUGUCUCAGCGAUCCAAGUUUGUGACGGGCGCUCUCAUUGUCACGAUGGUUCCGAUGAGGUUGGCUGUCCAAGUGCAGCUCUUCCUGAAACUCCAACAAAUGUCCUGAAAUGUCGUUUUGGCUCCAGGCUUUGUCAGGACGGGACAGAGUGUGUCCUCCUGAGUCAUAUUUGUGACGGAGAGAUAGACUGUCAAGAUGGCUCAGAUGAAGAAGGAUGUGAUGAUUAUUUACUUAAAGUAGAUGGUACAGAGGGUGACCCAAACAUCGCUCCCACCAAACCACCGUGCACCAGCCCUUCAGUCCAGUGUCCAGGUUCCUCUUUGUGCAUCAAACCAUCACAGAUGUGUGAUGGAAGGAGAGACUGCCCUGAUGGAUCUGAUGAGAAGUGUGUGAAAAGAUGUCCCUCUGACACUGACUUCCGCUGCAAAGACCGUCGCAGCUGCAUCUCAAAUGGCCAGGUUUGUGACGGCCGCUCUGAUUGCCACGACAGCUCAGAUGAGGUUGGCUGUCCAAGUGUAGCUGCACGUGCUCCUCAAAAAGACAAGAAGAAAUGUCGCUUUGGGUCCAGACUGUGUCGAGAUGGGACAGAGUGUGUCCUCCUGACUCAUGUUUGUGAUGGAGAGAGAGACUGCCCAGAUGGAUCAGAUGAAGAAGGAUGUGAUGCAGUCGAAAUGCCGUCUUCCUCUAACAAGCCAUCCUGUAGCUUUCCCUCAGUUCAGUGUCCAGAUUCAGAUGUUUGUGUAACCCCAACACAGUUUUGUGAUGGGAAAAGAGACUGCCCUGAUGGAUCUGAUGAGAACUGUUUAAAAAAGUGUUUUGACAAUACUGGCUUCCUCUGCAAGGACCGUAGGAGUUGCAUCUCUAAAAAACUGGUUUGUGACGGACACUCUCACUGCUACGAUGGCUCAGACGAGAUCAACUGCCCAAGUGUGACUACUUCUCCACCUCAGGCUAAUGUUUUAAAGUGUCGCAUGGGCUCAAAGCCGUGUAAUGAUGGCAAAGAAUGUGUUUUAUAUAACCAUGUAUGUGAUGGAGAGAAGGACUGUAUGGAUGGCUCUGAUGAGGAGGGAUGCCAAGAAACCUGCAAACAAGGUGAGUUUCAGUGCUCCCACGGAAAUAUGUGCAUCCCAGAAGCUGAGGUGUGUGAUGGGAAGUAUCAGUGUCGGGAUCAGUCGGAUGAAUUUGACUGCUGGCAAAAAACGAAGAGCUGCGAGUUUCGUUGUGCUGAUGGCAAGCGCUGCAUCCCAAAGAAAUUCCUCUGUGAUGGAGAAAGAGACUGCAUGGAUGGCACAGAUGAAUUAGGCUGCGACUCUGAUCCUGCUGCAACAGCAGAGUCUCCCAUUUUCCCCUCCACACCAGCAUGUGUCACCCCUUCAGUUCUCUGUCCAGGCUCUUCACUCUGUGUUUCUCAAAGUCAGCUGUGUAACGGGCAAAAAGACUGCCCUGAUGGAUUUGAUGAAAAUAACUGUGUGGUUAAAUGUGAAAACCCUGGUGACUUCCUGUGCAGUGACAAGAGGAAGUGUGUCCCAAGUAUACAUGUGUGUGACGGGCGAGCCCACUGCCCCGACGGCUCAGAUGAGAAGCAGUGUGAAUCUUCUGCCACUUCCACCAGCAAUGUCCCCAAUGGCAGGUCAGGCCCUUUGAGGUGCCUUAAAGGUUUCAAACCCUGUAAGGAUGGACUAGAAUGUGUUAUGUACAGCCAUGUGUGUGAUGGAGAGAAGGACUGCAAAGAUGGAUCAGAUGAAGAAGGAUGCCGAAGUCGGUGCAAAGCAGGGGAGUUCCAGUGUGCUCACGGGAAUAGAUGCAUCCCACAAGAGCUGGUGUGUGAUGGGCAGAAUGACUGUCAGGACCGCUCUGAUGAAAUGGACUGUUUAAGUCAGAGUGAGGGCUGCCAUCAGCGCUGUGACAACAACACUCGCUGCAUACCAAAGACCUUCCUGUGUGAUGGCGAGAGAGACUGCGUUGAUGGAUCGGAUGAAGAAAAAUGCGGUUUGGUGGCCUGUGGGUUUCACCAGUACCGCUGUGCUAGUGGGCAGUGUGUGUCCGAGGCUCUGAGAUGUGAUGGAUAUCCUGACUGCAGUGACCGCUCAGAUGAAGUGGACUGCAGAAGACCCCCACGCUGCCCAUCACAGCUUCGAUGUCCACACAGCCACGAAUGCUUGCAGAAAGACUGGCUCUGUGAUGGUGAAGAAGACUGCAAAGAUGGUUCAGAUGAGAAGAACUGCAUCACUCCACCAAAAAAGUGCAGAACAUACCAGUGGCAGUGUGGGAAUGGUCGUUGGUGCAUUCCUCUGUCCUGGAGGUGUGAUGGGAAGGAAGACUGUCAUGAUGGCAAGGACGAGGACAAAUGUAGCCAGAGAAAAUGCCCCUCUCACCUUUACCAGUGUGGCAGUGGAGAGUGUUUGGAUCCCAGCCUGGUCUGUAAUGGCCGCAUAAACUGUGCAGAUAGCUCAGAUGAGGGUGUUGGAUGUGCUCAACGCAAUUGCUCCAGUCCAUCAGCUCCUCAGUGCGAUCACCACUGUGUCAGCACCCCAAAUGGACCGAGAUGUUACUGUACUGUCGGAUUCAUGCCACAGCCCAUCACUAAGUCCUGCGUGGAUCUUGAUGAGUGCCAUUCAGCACCAGAUCCUGUUUGCAAACACCUUUGCCUGAACACUCCUGGAUCUUACAGCUGUCAUUGCCACCCUGGCUUCUACCUGGAGCCUGACAACAAAAGCUGCAAGACAAAAGAUGAGCCCUUACUUCUGGCAUCACUGCAGUCAGAGUUGUUACUACUGAGGGUCCACAGUGGCACCCUGGAGCUUUUUGCCUCUAUCAAUCGGCCUGUCUCCUCUUUGGAUUAUCACUGGGCUCAACAGAGAGUUUAUUGGCUGAGCACCAACUACCAGAGCAUCCGCUGGGCUGACUUGUCAAACUCAAACAAAGGGAUAUUGAUGAAAGGUUUGAAGUCUAAUUCUAUUGCAGUAGACUGGGUUGGAGGGAAUCUAUACUGGUUGGAUGGACUGGCUGGACAGAUUCUGGCAGCAAAGCUUAGUAACGUCAUGGUGAGAUCUGAGGAUUACACUGUGGUUCUGGGUGAAAACCUGCAGCAGCCAAACUCACUGCUUCUGCUGCCAGACAGAGGACUGAUGCUUUGGUCUGAGAUUGGCAGCACACCACAGAUCGAGCAGUCUGGGAUGGAUGGUUCAAAAAGGAAGGUGGUGGUGAGCCAAGACUUGGGCCGGCCGGUCAGUCUGGCCUUUGACCUCCUGGACAACAGGGUGUACUGGGCUGAUGAGAAGCUACACUGCAUAGGCUCAGCCUCUCUGGACGGAGAUGACAUCAAGAUCCUCCAGCUGGCUGAAACUCCAAGCCCCAUCUCAGUGGCAGUCUUCAAUGAUAGAGUCUUUUGGUCUGACUCUAAGAGAAAAAGCAUCCGUUCAGCUGACAAGAAGACUGGAAAAAACCAAAAGGUGCUUCUUAAGAGACCCGGGCAGCCAUUUGGACUGAAACUGAUGCAUGCCCUCUCUCAGCCAGAAGUAUCCAGCCCUUGUAAGAGUCUACGCUGUUCCCAUCUCUGCCUUCUUGCUCCAGGAGAUGGAGGAAAAUCCAGAGCAGGUUCCCCAGCAGCACUGGCUGCAGUUUGUCGUUGCCCAACAGGACUUUUGCUCUCCCAGGAUAAGAUCACCUGCUCUCUGCCUAAAGAGUCAUCUUUCAUCCUUCUAUUGUCUCAUAAUACAGUCUAUCAGAUUUACUUGCGCUCUAUGAGUCGGGAUGGUGUUGCUUUGGGAGAAAUGCCCAAUGGAAGAUAUUUUGCCCUCCCUGGAAGUGAAGAGCCCCUGGGGCUAGAUCUUUCCAUCCCAGAGCUUUCUCUAUUUGUGGCUGAUUCAAGACGAGGAUCUGUGGACAUGCUGAGACUUAGCAGCUCUGGGUCCCAGCCAGGACUUGCACUUGCUGGGCAAAUCCUAAAGCUGAAAGAUGAUACCGUCACAGCUCUGGCAGUUGACUGGGUAACCUCCAACCUCUACUGGAGCAGCAACAAGUGGCCUGACAUCUAUGUCACGUCACGUUAUAAUGGCUACACCACCUCACUGCAGCAAGGAUCACUGAUGGGCACCACAUCCAUCGCACUGCAUCCUCCCUCAGGACGACUGUGCUACAUUGCAGCUGUAAUGGCAGGUCGGAACAGCCAGAUGGAGGUGGAUUGUGCCUGGAUGAAUGGCUGGAACAAAGCAGUAGUGUGGAGGAAGUCAAGUUUUCCUGUGUCCCUGAUUUUCUCCAAUACAGGAACUGUCAUCUACUGGGCUGAUUCUGCUGAAGGAGUAAUUGCCUCUGUUGGAGUGGAUGGAUCUGGGUAUAAACAGUUCAAAACUGGUCCCAGCCUGCUUGUUUCUCUUGCAUAUAUUGAGAACAUUUUUCUCUGGACCACUCAGGACAAAGAUGCAACCAAGCUAUGGUUCAGUGAUGGCCUCCAGCCUAAACAGCUGUGGUUUGAGACAAAGACCAAAGUAGUGGAUGUCAGGGCCUACAACGAUGACAGCCAGUCUGGAACCAAUAGCUGCUCCAAAAACAACGGAGAAUGUGGCCAGCUGUGCCUGCCCAAUCCUGAAGGUCGGACUUGUAAAUGUGGGCGGGGCUUUUAUUAUAUCAAUGCAACUUCCUGUGCCCCUCUUCCAUCUUGCCCCACUGGCGAGGAAUCCUGUUUUGAUGGCAGCCAGUGUAUCACCAGCACCAAGUUCUGUGAUGGCCGUGCUGACUGCCCAGACAAGUCGGAUGAACAGGACUGUCGAAACUCUAACUCUGCCUCUCCAAGAACCAAAGUCAGUGAUGGCCGCUCCCCUCAGUCUCCCUCUUCUCCUUAUCCAAAAAACCAGAAGAACUCUGUUCUCUCAGAUAAAAACUCUGCAUCGUGCGAUUCCAAAUACUGCUCUGGUCAUGGCACCUGCAUCACAGAAGGCCAGCUCACUCGCUGCCAGUGUGCGACAGGUUACAAGGGGGAGUUCUGCCAGGAGCAAGACAGGCAAAGUCACCCAGCUCUCAUCCUGGGCUCCUUCAGCUUAGUCGCUGGCGUGAUAGUGGCUGCUUUUAUUUUAAGUAAAAGGAAAGGUUGGGCGUACUUCAGAAGCAAAUCACCAGAUAAGGAAACUCUGAUGGGUAACAUGGUUCUGCCUGGUGAACACGACUCUGACUCUGAGGAGCUGGAGUCUUCGGUAGAUGUGAGGAGCCCCCUGCGAGCUAUAAAGUCAUUGCAGCUUAAAUAGUCUGCUAGUUUAUAAUGUUGGUUUUAUAAUGACUAGAAGUACUCUAAAUGGAAAAGAUGCUUCUUGUGUGUCUCCAGGUGUAAUAAACAAUAUGAACUAACAUAACUGACUUAAUGUUUGUUUUGCAAAGACAUAAAAACAUGUGAUUAAAAUCA
Melanotaenia boesemani (Boeseman's rainbowfish) is the source of this 9479-nucleotide messenger RNA. RefSeq names its product low-density lipoprotein receptor-related protein 2-like. Bases 73 to 9324 code for a protein of 3083 amino acids. Gene Ontology annotation, molecular function: calcium ion binding; protein binding. The record is from RefSeq and is a predicted model, not a curated record. The transcript is spliced from 49 exons. Lineage: Eukaryota; Metazoa; Chordata; Actinopteri; Atheriniformes; Melanotaeniidae.